Morone saxatilis (striped sea-bass) is the source of this 1841-nucleotide messenger RNA. Its product is annotated as gamma-aminobutyric acid receptor subunit beta-2. The record is from RefSeq and is a predicted model, not a curated record. Gene Ontology annotation, cellular component: synapse; GABA-A receptor complex; membrane. Bases 235 to 1812 code for a protein of 525 amino acids. Gene Ontology annotation, biological process: regulation of membrane potential; chemical synaptic transmission; nervous system process. The transcript is spliced from 10 exons. Gene Ontology annotation, molecular function: extracellular ligand-gated monoatomic ion channel activity; neurotransmitter receptor activity; GABA-A receptor activity. Lineage: Eukaryota; Metazoa; Chordata; Actinopteri; Moronidae.
AAAGAAACCAGGGAGACCCCCGUGUGAGCCCUUGAGUAACUUGUAGUCUUGGUUCUCCUUUAAAUUUUCUCUGUGGCUGGGUACUACAUUUGCCACUACCAUCAGCAGCACCGCUGCUUCUUGAUGUUGUGGUCGGGAAUACGCAUGCGCCCGGCAUUGGAAUUACUGCACUGGGAAGAAUAAGUUGGACCUCGUCUGUCUUCACCAAAAGAGAAAAAAACACAUAACAUAAGUAUGGCAGUGUUCAGAAUAAGAAGAAUAAUGUGUUUUUGCGUCUGGUUGUUUCCCCUCGUAGUGGCCGUGGUGUGCGCCCAAAGUGCCACUGUCAAUGACCCUAGCAAUAUGUCUUUGGUUAAAGAAACCGUGGAUAGACUGUUGAAAGGUUAUGAUAUACGAUUGAGGCCAGAUUUCGGAGGUCCUCCGGUUGGAGUGGGGAUGAAUAUAGACAUAGCCAGCAUAGACAUGGUAUCAGAAGUCAAUAUGGACUACACAUUGACAAUGUACUUCCAGCAGGCCUGGCGAGACAAGAGGUUGUCCUACUCUGAGAUCCCCCUCAACCUGACCUUAGAUAACCGGGUAGCUGACCAGCUCUGGGUCCCCGACACCUACUUCCUCAACGACAAGAAAUCGUUUGUCCACGGUGUCACAGUGAAAAAUAGAAUGAUCAGACUGCACCCGGACGGUACUGUUCUGUACGGUCUAAGGAUCACUACCACUGCUGCGUGUAUGAUGGACCUGAGAAGAUAUCCGCUGGAUGAGCAAAAUUGCACACUCGAGAUAGAGAGUUAUGGUUACACUACAGAUGACAUUGAGUUCUACUGGCGAGGCGGAGACAAUGCCGUGACGGGGGUGGACAAGAUUGAACUGCCGCAGUUCUCCAUUGUGGAUCAUAAACUCAUCUCCAAGAAUGUCGUCUUCUCCACAGGUGCCUACCCUCGUCUGUCCCUGAGUUUUAAGCUGAAGAGAAACAUUGGGUACUUCAUCUUGCAGACAUACAUGCCUUCUAUACUUAUCACCAUCCUCUCCUGGGUCUCCUUCUGGAUCAACUAUGACGCCUCUGCUGCCAGAGUGGCUCUAGGUAUUACCACGGUGCUCACCAUGACUACCAUUAACACCCACCUGAGAGAAACCCUCCCCAAAAUCCCCUAUGUCAAGGCCAUAGACAUGUACCUCAUGGGCUGCUUUGUCUUUGUCUUCCUGGCUCUGUUGGAGUAUGCACUGGUAAACUACAUCUUCUUCGGACGGGGUCCUCAGCGUCAGAAAAAGGCAGCUGAAAAGACAGCUACAGCCAACAACGAAAAGAUGAGGAUGGACCAACAUAAGUGGCUGGUGGGGAAUGUAGUUGGCAGAGAUGAUACUCUGUAUGCAAGAAUGAAACAAAGAGAUCUUGAUGGUCAUGACUCGAUGUGGGAACCGAUCUUUGUGGAUGACGCAGCAAUCGGACUUGGCGAUCAAAAGAAUAAGAUGGACCCACAUGAAAACAUUCUUUUAGGCACCCUGGACAUCAAGAAUGACAUGGGUGUGUCAGAGUUGGCUCUGGGCCUUAAUGACCCACGAAAUACCAUGCUGACAUAUGACAGCUCAACUCUACAAUACCGCAAAGCAGGACUGGCCAGGCACAACUUUGGAAGAAACACGCUGGAAUGCCACAUGACUCAAAAGAAGAGCCGACUACGAAGGCGCGCUUCACAGCUUAAGAUCAACAUCCCAGACUUGACUGAUGUAAACUCUAUUGACAAAUGGUCGAGGAUAAUCUUCCCAACUGUCUUUUCCUUCUUCAACAUUGUUUACUGGCUUUACUAUGUCAAUUAAAAGAAAAAAAGGACAUCGGUGAGGGCAAG